Messenger RNA from Bombyx mori (domestic silkworm), 552 nucleotides. RefSeq names its product glucose dehydrogenase [FAD, quinone]-like. Gene Ontology annotation, molecular function: oxidoreductase activity, acting on CH-OH group of donors; flavin adenine dinucleotide binding. The record is from RefSeq and is a predicted model, not a curated record. NCBI's taxonomy places the organism in Eukaryota, Metazoa, Arthropoda, Insecta, Lepidoptera, Bombycidae. The transcript has a single exon. The coding region runs from base 1 to 552 and encodes 183 amino acids.
AUGUAUUACGUUCGAGGGAACAGACACGACUAUGACUCUUGGGAAGGAAUGGGCAACAAAGGUUGGGACUACGAAUCAGUACUACCAUAUUUUAUUAAAAGUGAACGACUUGGAGAUGACACAAUAUUGAAAAGCCCUUCUAGAUCUUUCCACGGGACAAAGGGAUAUCUCGGUGUUACGAAACCGAGCUGGGGAGACAAAGUAGAUUUUACAGAAUUCGAACAAAACGAACGUAAGCAUCUAUUGGACUUCAACGGACCGGAGCAGAUGGGUUACGCACUACCGACAUUUACUGUUGCUGAUAAUGUUCGCCAGAGCACAGGCUACGCUUUUUUGAGACCCAUAAAAAAACGUAAAAAUUUGUUUCUUUCAAGAAAGUCUUUCGUCAGGAAAGUUUUAUUUAAUGAUGCAAAAGAAGCAAAAGCUAUAGAAGUCAUGCAAAAUGGUAAAAUACUGAUAAUUAAAGCAAGACAAGAAAUAAUAAUAUCCGCUGGUGCAAUAAACAGCCCGCAGCUAUUGAUGCUGCAGGGAUCGGCCCAAAAGAGCAUCUAA